Molecule: messenger RNA, 747 nt
Organism: Spathaspora passalidarum NRRL Y-27907
Lineage: Eukaryota; Fungi; Ascomycota; Pichiomycetes; Serinales; Debaryomycetaceae
Exons: 1
Coding region: 1-747 (248 amino acids)
Source: RefSeq, a predicted model, not a curated record
AUGCCUAUUGAGUUAAUUGUUUCUCCAAUCAUGAAACCCGUUGUCCGUGCCAAAUCUAUCCUUUUCAGCCCGCAUAGAAGAAGUUCCCGCUAUGUUCCCAUAAUUAAAGAGCUACCCGAAGAUAAUAUUUCCCAAUAUGCUGUAUUAAAAAGAUUUGGUUCUGGAUCCAAGACGUUUGAUGUUUAUGAUACAAAUAAAGGUGAAAACCCCACUGGACCAGAGAACCCCGGCUCAAGUGUAUUUUGGUUUACACGUUCCAGAGCAGUUAAAGGUGCUUACAGGAUGUAUUCCCGUUCGAUUCGAGGAACUGGACCCAAUGAAGAAGACGAACCCGUUGCUGCUGUUAAGGCUGGUCUUCGAGGAAAUGUGUUGUUAAUUAGGGCUCCAGAAGGUGCUGCUGCCGAAUUGGGGUGGCAUGUUAUUAAUCAUCGUGUUGAUGCUAUUGAUAGUUACAGAAUAUUUACUUUAGCCAAUGGUAAUACGUACCAAUGGACUUUUCGUGGUCAAUGGUUAGAACAGGUUCAUAACUUGGGUGAAAAGGAGAGCGAAGUAAGAGAACGAAUUGGACAAGUCACUAGUAAUGGGACCAGUGGGUUUACGCUCAAGGUUGACGAGUCAAAGAUUCCCAGAGAAAUGGCGUUAAGUACUGCCUUGUGUUCCGUCAUUGACCAAUGGAAUACAAACCUUGAGGUGGGUGGAAUUUAUUAUCCGAGACAAAAGGGAAAUGUACGUUGGAAGAGGGAUUAA